AUGGGAGAUAUUCGAGUGAAACAUUUGAGUGAUGCAAUACAACACAACACAACACUCGCCACACUGAAUCUCUCAAAAAAUCAAAUCGGACAUAUAGGAGCACAACAUUUAGCUGAUGCACUACGACAUAACACAGCUCUGACCACACUGAAUCUUCUUGGAAACAAGAUCGGAGAGAUUGGAGCACAACAUCUGGCUAAUGGAUUACAAUACAAUAAAACACUCACCGCAUUGAACCUCUAUGGGAAUCAAAUUGGAGAUAUUGGAACACAACAUUUGGCUGAUGCAUUACGACAAAACAAAACACUCAUGAUAAUAACUCUCGCAUAUAAUCAAAUCGGAGAUGCUGGAGCAGAAUAUUUGGGUGAUGCAUUACAACACAACACUAGACUUAUGUCAGUAGAUCUCAGUAGAAACGAUAUCGAACAUGCUGGUGCACAGCAUCUGGCUGAUGCAUUAAAACUCAACACCACACUCAUCACAAUAACUCUUGCAUAUAAUCAAAUCGGAGAUAUUGGAACACAACAUUUAGCUGAUGGAUUACGACUCAAUACAGUAAUCUGA
This is a messenger RNA of Adineta steineri, 564 nucleotides long. The record is from the annotation of a GenBank genome assembly. NCBI's taxonomy places the organism in Eukaryota, Metazoa, Rotifera, Eurotatoria, Adinetida, Adinetidae.